Paraphaeosphaeria sporulosa is the source of this 2065-nucleotide messenger RNA. Its product is annotated as membrane transporter. The coding region runs from base 159 to 2015 and encodes 618 amino acids. Gene Ontology annotation, cellular component: membrane. Gene Ontology annotation, molecular function: transmembrane transporter activity. The record is from RefSeq and is a predicted model, not a curated record. Gene Ontology annotation, biological process: transmembrane transport. The transcript is spliced from 2 exons. Lineage: Eukaryota; Fungi; Ascomycota; Dothideomycetes; Pleosporales; Didymosphaeriaceae.
AGUAGACUGGUCUGCCCUUUGAUUCUUCCACCGUGCUGGUCGCUUUCUGUAUCUUGUUCAGAUCGACAGUUCCGACUAUCCUUUACUUCCGUUCUCAUUCGUCUCUUCUUGUCCAUCACACUGGUGUUCAUAUUCCCCAACAACAUUCUUAGGUUGAGAUGGCGUCCCACAAUACCGGGCGCAUCUCCCACUCAUUCGCGCGGAAACAAAAUCGCCAAACAAUCUGGCCAACUCCAGACCCAACGACAUCGGACAUCCAGCUUAGUGCACCUUGGCCCGGUCGCUAUGGUUCCUUCGCAGCCCCAAAUAAACGAUGGACCAGUGCCUUCGACACCGAAGCUCGUGCUUCGCGCAUGAGUUUUCUCGUGGACGGCACGCUGCUACCGCGGGCACCCGUAGCAAACAACCAGCACGAGCAGUGGGUGGGCAAAAGGGCGGAGCGGAGGCAGACGUGGCUAGCUCCUGUUGCCCAGGCGGGGGACCCAGAGAAGGUAUGGAGUGGGGAGUUUGAUGUCGAGAGGCGCCCGAGUUGGGUGGGAAGAGAGUCGGGGGCGUUGGUUGACGACGAUGAGAUAGCAUUGCUGAAGGAGAAGGAGCAAUUCCUGGUGUGUUGGGAGGAGGGCGAUAUCGAAAACCCGUUGAACUUUGGAAAGGGAAGGAAGUGGAUGAACGCAAUGGUUCUCGCUUUCGCCUGCUUCAUGGUGUCGAUCGCAUCAUCGGGUUUCUCUCAAGGCACACGAGACUUGAGGACGGAGUUCAAUGUCGACCAGGUAGUGGCCUUAAUGACCACAUCCGCCUUUGUACUUGGCUUUGCGGUCGGUGCACUUGUACUGUCGCCUUUGAGCGAAGUUUAUGGCCGUCGCGAGCUGUACAUCUCGACCUUUGGCGCGUUCGUCUUGCUCACCGGAGCUUUAUUCUUCUCCUCGUCGAUGACUAUGGUCAUUGUGCUACGUUUCCUGGGCGGGCUUGCAGGAUCCUUCACGCAGGCAGUCGCUCCAGCUGUAGUCGCCGACAUGUUCGACGCGCAAGAACGUGGACUGGUUCUCAGUAUCUUCACACUUGCGGGUCUUCUGGGUCAGAAUCUUGGGCCCAUCAUCUCUGGGUUCCUCGAUGCCUACCACGGCUGGCGCAGCAUCGUCAUCUUCGUCACUGCGGCGUCCCUUCCCACCUGGCUUGUCCUGACCUUCACCUUCCCGGAGACAUACGCGCCUGUGCUACUUCAGCGCCGCGCGAACAGAUUGACCAGAGAGACUGGGAAGCAACAUGUUGUUGCAGGGGCUACGCCGAAGCCAAUCAGCACACAACUACGCGUUGGUGCACUGCGUCCCUGGAUCAUGCUCAUCUACGAGCCCAUAGUCACCCUUCUAUCGCUCUUUCUCUCUGUCGUCCACGGUACGCUCUUCCUUCUCUUCGCGGCCUACCCCAUUGUAUUCCAACAAGUCCGCGGCUGGCCUCAAGGCAUUGCAUCGCUUCCCUUCCUUGCGCUGGUCAUCGGGAUCAUCCUCUCCCUUUUCUACGUUGCAUUGAUUGAUCAGAGGCGCUAUGCUCGUGUAUUAGCGCGCAACAAUGGCAUCGCACCCCCCGAAGCGCGUCUCCCACCCGCCAUGCUCGGCGCCAUUGUCCUUCCUAUCGGCCUCUUCUGGUUCGCGUGGACCAACGGACCCGAAACCUUCUGGUUGAUCAGCGUGAGCGCUGGCGUGUUCUUUGGCUUUGGCAUGGUUCUCCUGUACAUGAGUCUUACGAAUUAUCUCGUCGAUUCGUACCUGGCGUAUUCGGCAUCCGCACUUGCCGCGAGUACUGUGCUGCGGUCCUGCGCGGGUGCGGCAUUCCCUUUGUUUACUAAUAAGUUGUAUGAGAAGUUAGGCAUACACUGGGCGUCAAGCAUUCCGGGCUUCAUGGCAUUGGUGUUCGUGCCAUGUCUGGCCGGGUUCUACCGAUGGGGACAUAUUUUGAGGACCAAGACACGGUUUGGGCAGGAAGCCGCUGCUGCUUUGGCAGCGCAGGCACAGAAGUGAGCGUUCCGCAAGAGUAUUAUUGUAUAUAAGCUUUUCUUGAACUCAUUGAG